This is a messenger RNA of Vanrija pseudolonga, 2780 nucleotides long. RefSeq lists its product as uncharacterized. Gene Ontology annotation, molecular function: transmembrane transporter activity. Gene Ontology annotation, cellular component: membrane. The transcript has 2 exons. The coding region runs from base 248 to 2653 and encodes 801 amino acids. Lineage: Eukaryota; Fungi; Basidiomycota; Tremellomycetes; Trichosporonales; Trichosporonaceae. Gene Ontology annotation, biological process: transmembrane transport. The record is from RefSeq and is a predicted model, not a curated record.
GUUAGCGACAACUGGCACAACAUGGCUCCAUCGGCCAACACAAUCGCUCCCACACUUUAAACACUUGUUACUACAACGUCGAGCCACAGACAACGACGACGACGACAACAUCGACCACGAAACCCAACCAACGACGCUGUAGACGACGACGACCACCACGACCACGCACGCAGCUCACGACGCUCCCUCACUCACUUACGAAGGCCCCAAGGCACUAUCGUCGCCCGCCCGAUAACAACCCACCAGCAUGCCUGCUGCCGAUCCGCCGCGCACGCCCCAGCCGCGCUCAGCGAGCGCCGCUGCGCCAGUACAGCGGCGCGCAAGCGGCGACCAGCGGUGGCCGUACCAGUCGGCCACUCGGCGCUCGCAGUCGCAUACCCGCGCACACACGCAGCAGCCGCUCUGGGUGCCCUCUGGCUCGUCGCUCAACCCGGACGGGGUAGAGAGCGGGCUGUACGAGCGGGGCCAGUACGAGGCCGCCGCGGGGCUAAGCGAGCCGUCGUCGCCGUCGUCGCGUCCGCUGCCCAGCGACCAAGCCCCGCCGCCAAGCUAUGUCCAGGCCGCCCGCCCCCGCCACCUGCGCUCCGAUACGACCGACACGGCGGGCACCACCGAGAGCUUUGAUAACAUGCGCGGACUGCGUAACCGCGCGGCGUGGCGCCGGCCCACGCCCCAGUGGGUCCUGCCGUUCGUGCUCGCCGUUACCGUGUCGCUGGGCAUGACCAUGGCCGCGAGGGCAGAGCUGUACCUCGACCUCGCGUGUUUGGCGCACCCGCCCCGCACCUCGACAGGGGUAGUGGUCGCGCUGGGCGAGCAGCAAGCUGCGUCGGCCCACGCCGCGCUCAACUCCUCGUCUGUCACCUUCCCCAUCUUCCCCGGCUCGGCGCUCACCCCCGGCGCGGGUGAGGUCGGCGCCCUGCUCUCGCCGGGCGACAAGUGGUUCCUCGAGGCCCAGAAGGACAUUUACAAGUGGCUGCACCAUGUGCCUCCGCCGAGCCCAACGGUGCCAGAGCAUGGCGACCCGCUGCCCAUCCCAUCAACACCGGGCGAGGAUCAGCCCGUGCCCUCGCCCGCGCCCGCGCCGACGCCCGCCCCCUCCAACCCGCCGUACUCCGAGAUCGACCCCGCGCUGUGCAAGAAGGACCCGGGCGUGCAGGCCGCCGCGGCGCGCCUGCUCAUGACGCUGACUGUCAUGGCUGGGCUGCUGUCAGCCAUCACGACGGGCUUCUGGGCGUCCAUGUCGGACCGUAUUGGCCGGCGCAAGAUCCUCGCGCUGUGCGAGUUCGGCCUGUUGCUCAACGACGCGUGCUUCCUCGUCAUUGCCACGUACCCCCGCAUCGUGGCCCAGUUCGGCUUCUACGUGCUCCUUAUCGGCCCGUGCCUCGACGGCCUGCUCGGCGGCUUCUCGACUAUCACGGCCGCGAUCAACGCUUACAUCGCCGACGUGACGGGCACGGGGUCGCGCGCAAAGGAGUUUGGACGCGUCAUGGCUGCGCUCAUGGGCGGAUUUGCUAUCGGCCCUGCCCUCGGCUCGGCGCUGAUCAAGGCGACCGACAGCAUCCUGUCACCGUUCUACAUCUCCGUGACUACUCACCUGGUGUCUACCAUCCUCAUCCGUUUCCUGCUCCCCGAGUCGCUGUCCUCCGAGGCACGCGCGGUUCUGACGAAGCGCGCUGCGGCAGCCCGCGAGGCCGCGCGGCAGGCCGAGGCAGCCCAGCGCCGGUGGGAGGACUACGGCGACGACAGCGACGAGGAGGACGCGCGUGACGCCGCCGCCGCCGACUCGAGCUGGAGCCGUAUCUCCGCCACGCCGCGUCGUACGCGCACUGCGCGCCGCGCCGUCGGCGCCUUCCGCCGCACGUUCGUGAAGGUGUUUGGCUUCCUCCGCCCGCUGAGCGUCUUCCUCCCCUCGGAAAACGACGACGGAAGCACAAACUGGAACCUGACCUUCAUGGGCGUCUUCGUCUUCUUCACCUCGAUGCUCAUCGGCGUCAUGCAGGUCAAGAUGCAGUACAUCUUCUACACGUUCGGCUGGUCGGCGAGCGCUCUCGGCCCUUACAUGAGCCUCGUGUCCAUCUGCCGUAUCACCGUGCUCCUCGGUCUCCUGCCCCUGGCCAUCAAGUUCCUCAAGCCGUGGUACGAGCAGCGUGAGGUGGUUGAGGAGGGCGAGGCGGCACCGCUGCUGGAGCCAGCGGGCAGCGACGAGUCGAGCCCCGACACGCCCGACCCAGCCGCCAAGCCGUCAACAUCCCGCUCCGCCGCGCUCGACUACCUCCUCGUCCGCCUCGCCGCCUUCCUCGAGAUGAUUAGCUACAUCAUCCUAGCAGCCAACACUGGCGCGUCAUGGCAGAUCUUCCUCCUCGGCUCGGCAGCGACGGCGCUCGGCGCACCCGGGAACGCGGCGGCCAACAGCCUGGCACUGAGCUUCAUGCCCAACGCGCGCGAGGUCGGCCGCCUGUUUGGCGGCAUCUCAGUCAUCCACGCCAUUGGCGCGACGCUCCUCGGCCCCAUCAUCUUUGCCAACCUCUUCGCGGCGACGGUCGAGACGUACGCCGCGAGCGUGUUCAUCCUCGCGGCGGUCGUGCUCGCGCUCGCGCAGUUUGUCGUGCUGUUCGUGCGUGUGCCCAAGGCCGUGCGGCGAGUACCGGCGUAGGGGGAAGGGGAAGGGGCUUGACGACGAUUCUAGACCGGCGCGUACCUGCCACAUUCAUUGGCCACGGCCACCCACUCCAUAUAGCUACAGUAUAUUCACGUGUAGAGUUAGUAAUGCAAGAUUGCGU